UCCCGGGGCCAUCACAGCCGGGUGGAGAGGCGACUGCCCAGGGUCUUGGCUCCCGCUGGCCCAGAGCUGCACCCCGCUCCCAGGCCGAGGACAACAGAAGGACGUGGGCUCAAGAACUCCACAACUCACGAACCUGCUCCAGAACAGAGGACUCAGUUCUGUGCACUCUAAGGCGGGUCGCAUCUAGGGAGCGCCUGCGCAUUUGUGCUUCCUGAUUGAGGGACUGCGCUUGCGCAUCGCUGCUUUUUCCGCCUUCUCCAGCUGCAGCAAGGGCUCAAGGGUGCAGAAUUGUGUCCUUACCAAUGGACCUGGUUGGUUUUGGGUAUGCAGCCCUUGUGACAAUUGGAAGUGUUUUGGGAUAUAAGCGAAGAGGUGGAGUUCCGUCUCUGAUUGCUGGUCUUUCUGCUGGACUUUUGGCUGGCUACGGAGCCUACCGUGUCUCUAAUGACAGACGGGAUGUCAAAGUGUCAUUGUUUACAGCUUUCUUACUGGCCACCAUAAUGGGUGUGAGAUUUAAGAGGUCCAAGAAAGUAAUGCCUGCAGGUUUGGUUGCAGGGUUAAGCCUCAUGAUGAUCCUGAGACUUGUCCUGCUGCUGCUUUAGCAUCUGGAGAAGCCGAGAGCCAAACUCCCAUCAUGCUGCUGUGCCUGGCACAGGAGGCUCCUGCAUUGAAGUGAUCGUCUUAAAUACAUGCGAAACGUCUUAUGUUGAAAUGAAAAUAAUGUCACCCUAAUAUUUAAAAAUAAUUGACAAUGUUUAUUUGUACCACCCCAAUGCUUUUUUAUUUAAUGCACACAUUUUAGAUGGUUCUAUUUGCUAAUCCUGUUCUUUGGUGAAUUGUUCCAUGAUCAUUUGCUUUCUCUCUUUUCAUCUCUGGAAAUUGGGGGCUUGCUAUUUUCUGCUUUUGACAAUCCCAAAGACUAUGAUGAAAAUAAGUUAAAUAAAUUAACUGUAAGCUGUCAGACCAUGGGAUUCCCGGAGUGGACCACGGGGCGUGUCAAUGAAUUGUGUGUCACUUUGUCCAUUAGGGGCUGUAUUUGUAUGGUUGGAGGUGGGGCAGGUCUACAUAGAAUGAAUUCUAUUCUCAGCCUGUCAUUGUCCUGACACAAUGUACUCAGUGGUCAAAUAAAAUGCAUCUUAUUC
Apodemus sylvaticus (European woodmouse) is the source of this 1142-nucleotide messenger RNA. It is a transcript of the gene Tmem14a, whose product is annotated as transmembrane protein 14A. Lineage: Eukaryota; Metazoa; Chordata; Mammalia; Rodentia; Muridae. The transcript is spliced from 5 exons. The record is from RefSeq and is a predicted model, not a curated record. Gene Ontology annotation, biological process: regulation of heme biosynthetic process. Bases 303 to 602 code for a protein of 99 amino acids. Gene Ontology annotation, cellular component: mitochondrial membrane.